This is a messenger RNA of Trematomus bernacchii (emerald rockcod), 1143 nucleotides long. RefSeq lists its product as uncharacterized. The transcript is spliced from 9 exons. Bases 129 to 905 code for a protein of 258 amino acids. The record is from RefSeq and is a predicted model, not a curated record. NCBI's taxonomy places the organism in Eukaryota, Metazoa, Chordata, Actinopteri, Perciformes, Nototheniidae.
GGUCACCAGAGAGCACGUAGCCGCAGAAAGGGAAAGUGAAAGAGCAGAGCAACAUGCAAGAGCCAGGCCAGAUAAACUAUCAGUCUGUUCAGUAAGUACUCUUCUUUUAAGGCUGCUGCAUAUCUACCAUGAAACUGGGUAACUCUGGAGAUUAUACAAUUCUAAGAAACAUGGACUACCAGGGACAGACAAAGGUGCUGGGGAGGAAAUUCCAUGUCUCCGUGGCAGGAUGUACCAACGGUGCUCAUCAGACCUAUGUUAAUGACCUCAAAGGGAUGGGUCAAAUCGAGGUGAUCUCUCCUGAACAAAGUGACUACUUGGUGCUUUUCUGUCCCAUCGCGUCUCGAGUUGGAACAGACAUCGGAGAGGCAAUGGACAAAAUCCCAGGUGGGAAACCAAUCUUUCUGGUGGUGAUGCAUCACACCUACGACAAAGAUCAUUUUGUGCCUGAAAGCAGGAGACUCGUGGAAAACCCGAAUGUCAUCGUCACCGUAGACGUUCUGUUCCAUCAGAGCAAAAUGCUGAUCUGCAACCGCAAUGACACGGCCUGGUUUCAGGUCAAGGAUGUUCUUGGAGUUUCCCCUGCACAGGUCUUCAGCUGGCGACCUUUCUGGAUGAAAUACCGAAAGAUGAUUAUUAUUAUAAUAAUUGUUUUUGCAGUUGUUGUAGUAAUCAUUGUGUCCGUGGAAGCGUCGGUGCCGCAUACACAGAAGCCAUCAGCCAAUAUUACAUCGGAGAGGCAAUGGACAAAAUCUCAGCAGCCGGAGCCAUCACUGGAGCGGGCCGUCGGAGCCAUCACUGGAGCGGCCGUCGGAGCCAUCACUGGAGCGGCCGUCUGGGCCAUCACUGGAGGCGGUCGUCGGGGGCCAUCACUGGAGGAGUCGUCGGGGCCAUCACUGGAGUAGUCGUUGUGGUUGCUGGGGCCCGCCGCCAACGUAGUUGGAUGUUCAGUGCAGCAGUUUUUAAAGUGACUAAUAAACAUCUCCUUUCUCCCAAUGAUUCUUGGGCAAAAGCCACAGUGAUAAUGGCUGCUGGCCACACAUUUGAGAUGGCAUUUAUAAACAUUAUAACCUAAAAAGAGACAGAAAGUGGUUUAGAGGAUUCUAGAAACAAACCAACAUGAAUUUCUUGUAAAUAUGCAAU